UUACCAUUUCUCUUGUAAGUUUUUUGCCUUUCUAGCUUCCUCCAAUGGAGGAUUUGAAAUUAACAGAAGUUGUAUCUCCUCCUCCAGAAGAACCUAGUGUAACAUCAAAUGUUGUUGAGUUGGAGCAACCUCAAGCAAAUGAAGCAAUGCAACAAUCUCAAGCAAAUGAAGAUUCAACUCAAAAUGGGAAAGUUUAUAUGGAUGACACUUUUUUUCCCACCAGUUUAUCAAGCAGCCAAGCAGAAGAAACACAAGAUUCUUCUUCUUAUUCUAACACUACUACUCCUGUAUUUGUUUCUGAGAUUGGUCUGCCUUCGGUGAAGACUAAGUAUAGAUCAGAGGGCACCACAACAAGAAAAAGAUCUCUAUCUUCCCAAAGAAGCCUUGGAACUCCAAGAACACUCGGAUCAUCAUCACCAUUGAGCAAUGAAACGCCCAAAAGUCUUGAUUCUUACAAAGAUUCCAUUGACACAACAUCACCUAUUGAAUCAGUUAAAGAAGCUGUCUCAAAAUUUGGAGGAAUCACUGACUGGAAAGCACAUAAAAUGCAAGUAUUAGAGAGACGCAAGUUUGUGGAACAAGAACUCAAAGAGAUUGAAGAGCAGAUUCCUGAGCACAAGAAACAAUCAGAGACUGUUGAGAUGUCAAAACUGCUAGCUGUUGAGGAGUUAGAGAGCACAAAGAGACUCAUAGAAGAGCUGAAGCUUAAUCUCGAAAAGGCGGAAACCGAAGAAAAACAAGCAAAGCAGGACUCAGACCUUGCAAAGAUGAGAGUUGAGGAGAUGGAGCAAGGAGUAGCUGGUGAAGCCAGCGUUGCAGCUAAAGCACAGCUUGAGGUGGCUCAAGCCAGACACACAUCUGCAAUUUCGGAACUGGAAUCUGUCGAGGAAGAGAUACAAACUCUGCAGAAGGAGCAUGAUGGUUUGGUGAGAGAGAAAGAUUUGGCUGUGAAGGAAGCGGCUGAAGCAGUUUUGGCUUCUAAAGAGGUUGAGAAGAAAGUUGAAGAGCUGAGUAUAGAGCUGAUAGCUACAAAGGAGUCACUGGAAUGUGCACAUUCUUCUCAUUUAGAAGCUGAAGAACUUCAAAGACUGAUGAAGAACUUCGUAUCCCAAACAGAUGUUGCUUCUGCAAAGAAGGAACUAGAAGAAGUCUAUGUGAAUAUCGAGAAAGCAACGUCUGAAGUGAAAUGCUUAAAGGUAGCAUCAUCAUCCUUAAGAGUUGAAAUUGAGAAAGAGAGAUCAGCGCUUGAAUCAAUCAAACAAAGAGAAGGGAUGGCAUCAGUAGCGGUUGCAUCACUAGAAGCUGAGAUAGACAUAACAAGAUUCGAGAUAGCUCUUGUUGAGUCCAAGGAAAAGGAAGUCAGAGAAGAGAUGGUGGAGCUACCAAAGCAGCUGCAGCAAGCAAGUCAAGAGGCUGAUGAAGCGAAAUCAUUUGCUAAACUUGCGAGUGAAGAGCUGAGGAAGUCUCAAGAAGAAGCAGAGAAAGCAAAGGCUGGAGCAAGUGCAAUGGAGGGGAGAUUACUUGCAGCUCAGAAAGAAAUUGAAGAUGUUAAGGCUUCAGAGAGGUUCGCAUUAGCUGCUAUCAAGGCGUUGCAAGAGAGUGAAUAUGAUUUGGAAGAAAAGAAUAGUGUGACACUGACGUUAGAGGAGUACUAUGAGCUUAGCAAGCGUGCUAAAGAGGCAGAAGAAAGGGUUGCAGCAGCGGUUUGUGAGAUUGAGGAAGCUAAAGAAGAGGAGAAGAGAAGGUUGGAGAAGUUGGAAGAAGUGAAUAAGGAGAUGGUUUUGAGGAAGGAAAGACUUGCGGAAGUAACUGAGAAGGCUGAGAAGGCUAAAGAAGGGAAGUUAGGUGUAGAACAAGAGCUGAGAAAAUGGAGAGAAGAACACAAAGUAAAGAGAAAGAAUGUUGAAAAUGGAGUGAAAAUAGAGGAAAGUCAUGAAAGAAGCUUAGAGGGUUCAAAGGAGAAAGAAAAUGAGUCUAGUGGAACUGAAACAAACACAAUCCCACCUGAGAUUCCUGUAAAGAAAAAGAAGAAAUUUUUUCCAAGAAUUUUUAUGUUCUUGAUGAAGAAGAAGAAGUCACCCAAGUGA
Molecule: messenger RNA, 2087 nt
Organism: Brassica oleracea var. oleracea
Lineage: Eukaryota; Viridiplantae; Streptophyta; Magnoliopsida; Brassicales; Brassicaceae
Product: protein WEAK CHLOROPLAST MOVEMENT UNDER BLUE LIGHT-like 1
Exons: 2
Coding region: 45-2087 (680 amino acids)
Source: RefSeq, a predicted model, not a curated record